AUGGCGUGGACCGACACAAUCAACAACAAGGUCGCGCGCAGCCGCGCUGGUCGCUGGUUUAAGCUUGAUGGCUGCGGUCAUCCGAGGGAGCGAAAGGGCUCCAAGUUCUUGACCGAACUACGUGCUGGCCUCGUCACCUUCUUCGCCAUGGCCUACAUUCUCGCCGUCAACUCGUCUAUUGUCUCGGACUCGGGCGGCACCUGUGUCUGCAACAGCACACCCGACGACCCCAUCUGUGUUGAGAACACCGAGUACCUCCUGUGCAAGACGGAGAUUAGGCGGGACCUUGUCACCGCCACCGCUGCCAUCUCUGCUCUGAGCACCUUCUGUCUGGGCCUUUUUGCCAACAUGCCUGUUGGUAUUAGCUGCGGCAUGGGUCUCAACGCCUACCUUGCCUACGACGUUGUUGGCUUCAACGGAACUGGUCGUGUGCCUUACGAAGUCGCUAUGACAGCCAUCUUCAUCGAGGGCUUCAUCUUCUUCGCUCUCGCCGUCCUCGGCCUCCGCCAGUGGCUCGCCCGUGCUAUUCCCAGAUCCAUCAAGCUUGCCACUGGUGUCGGUAUUGGUCUCUUCCUGACACUCAUCGGUCUGACCUACGGCGAGGGCAUCGGUCUCAUCACCGGCUCCACUGCUACACCCGUUGCGCUCGCUGGCUGCCCGCCGUCGACGCGCCUGGAGGAUGGCACUUGCCCUUCGUCUCACAAGAUGCGUAACCCCACAAUGUGGGUUGGAAUCUUCUGCGGUGGUUUCCUUACCGUCUUCCUCCAGAUGUUCCGCGUCAAGGGUGCCAUCCUGAUUGGCAUCUUGCUUGUCAGUAUCAUCUCGUGGCCUCGCGGCACCCCGGUCACCAACUUCCCUUACACCGAGCUUGGCGACAGCAACUUUGAGUUCUUCAAGAAGGUCGUCGACUUCCACCCCAUCCAGCGCACCCUCAACGUUCAACAGUGGGACAUCUCUGGACACGGCGGCCAAUUCGCUCUCGCUCUCAUCACAUUCACCUACGUCGACAUUCUCGACUGCACUGGCACUCUCUAUUCGAUGGCUCGCUUCGCCGACCUGAUUGACGAGCGCACUCAAGAUUUCGAGGGCUCCGCCGUCGCUUACAUGGUUGACGCUCUUAGCAUCUCCAUCGGCUCCAUCUUUGGCACCUCACCUGUCACAGCAUUCAUCGAAUCCGGUGCCGGUAUUUCCGAGGGCGGCAAGACGGGCAUCACUGCCAUGACGACCGGCUUUUGCUUCUUCAUCUCCCUCUUCUUUGCGCCCAUCUUCGCCUCUAUUCCUCCUUGGGCCACGGGCUGCGUGCUCAUCCUCGUUGGCUCCAUGAUGAUGCGAGCUGUGACAGAGAUCAACUGGGGCUACCCUGGCGACUCGAUUCCUGCCUUCCUCACUAUCGCUAUCAUGCCCUUCACCUACUCCAUUGCCGACGGCCUGAUUGCCGGCGUUUGCAGCUACAUCCUCAUCAACACGAUGAUCCUCCUGAUCGGCCUCGCGACGGGUGGCCGUCUCGUCCCCCACAACAAGGACCAGAAGGACCCCUGGACCUGGCACAUUCCUGGCGGUCUCCUGCCUGGCUGGAUCGUCCGUCUGUUCAAGGGCAAGAAGGACUUCUGGCGCCCCUACCCUGGCGACGACGAGUCCAACACGGCUCCCGCCGCAGUUGCUGCGCCCGCUGAUGAACCCGUUGCUCCAUUCAAGGGAGCGCAAUACGAGGACCGCACAACGAGCUCGGAGCAUGGCGGAUCGAUCUUGAUGGGUGAGGAGAAGAGGGUUGGCGAGACGCCUGCGCCGGCACAGCCGCAGCCCCAUAUUGUCCAACAGGACAAGGUUGACCGUGAGAAGAGCGCCUAA
Verticillium nonalfalfae is the source of this 1848-nucleotide messenger RNA. RefSeq lists its product as uncharacterized. Gene Ontology annotation, molecular function: purine nucleobase transmembrane transporter activity. The record is from RefSeq and is a predicted model, not a curated record. Gene Ontology annotation, cellular component: plasma membrane. NCBI's taxonomy places the organism in Eukaryota, Fungi, Ascomycota, Sordariomycetes, Glomerellales, Plectosphaerellaceae. The transcript has 3 exons. Gene Ontology annotation, biological process: transmembrane transport. Bases 1 to 1848 code for a protein of 615 amino acids.